GUUAAGUGAGGGCCUGUUUAUGCAAAGUCUAGUCUUGGCCGACCUUUGGCUGAACAACCGUCAUACGCUUCACAUAGACGGAGAGAGAGAGAGAGAGAGAGAGAGAGAGAGAAAUGGCGAGGAAGAGAUUGCUGCUGCUGUUAAAACCGUUCGACGUUUACCCAUUUUCCCAAUCAGACGGUCUGGCUCGCAUCACCAACCCUCAGAUAUUACAUUACUUGGACAACAGGCGAAAGGUGCACAAGGAUGCAAUAAACUUUUGUCAGAACAUAUUGCACCAAAAGCCUGUUGAGUGGAAAUCCAUAGUACGCAACAAUCUAUCACAGCCCAUCCGUGAUGUGGACCUUGUUGUUACAGUUGGUGGUGAUGGCACUCUGUUACAAGGUAGCCAUUUCAUUGAUGACUCGGUUCCAGUUCUAGGAGUGAAUUCUGACCCCACACAACCUGAAGAGGUUGAGAAGCUCAGUAAUGAAAUUGAUGCUAAUAGAAGCACAGGCUAUCUUUGCGGUGCAACUGUCAACAACUUUGAACAGGUACUGGACAGCAUCCUCAAGGAUCGAGCUAUUCCUUCCAAAUUGACAAGGAUAUCCGUAUCCGUAAACUCACAACCGCUUUCAACUUAUGCUCUUAAUGAUAUUUUAAUUGCACAUCCAUGUCCAGCAGCACUUUCACGGUUCUCAUUCAAAAUUAAAGGGGACGACCAGCCAUGCGCCCCCUUAGCGCACUCUCGAUCAAGUGGUCUCAGAGUUUCAACAGCUGCUGGAUCAACAGCUGCAAUGCUCUCAGCAGGUGGGUUUCUGAUGCCCAUAUUAUCCCAGGAUCUCCAGUAUAUGGUAAGAGAGCCCAUCUCACCAGGAGCGGCCUCAAGCUUAAUGCACGGGUUAAUCAAAUCUCAUCAGUCCAUGGAAGCUACAUGGUUUGGCAAAAAGGGGGUCAUAUAUAUUGAUGGUUCUCAUGUUUCCUAUACUAUAAAAAAUGGGGAUGCCAUUGAGAUAUCUUCCAAGGCCCCAAUUUUGAAGGUUUUCUUGCCUCACCAUUUACAGAACAUUAGUGAAGAAACGUGAGGAGGCAUAUUUAGAUAAAAAUAAAUUAAACAUUUUUGUAAAUACGAGCUGUGCAUACGUGCGGAACUUUUGUAAACAUGAGUUCAGGUGUAAGAUUUUGAUUCUUUGAUUUCCAGGAGAAAUUUACUAAGUU
This is a messenger RNA of Prunus mume (Japanese apricot), 1197 nucleotides long. Its product is annotated as NADH kinase. The record is from RefSeq and is a predicted model, not a curated record. Gene Ontology annotation, biological process: NAD+ metabolic process; NADP+ biosynthetic process. NCBI's taxonomy places the organism in Eukaryota, Viridiplantae, Streptophyta, Magnoliopsida, Rosales, Rosaceae. Gene Ontology annotation, molecular function: NAD+ kinase activity.